Molecule: messenger RNA, 7375 nt
Organism: Gigantopelta aegis
Lineage: Eukaryota; Metazoa; Mollusca; Gastropoda; Neomphalida; Peltospiridae
Product: death-associated protein 1-like
Exons: 4
Coding region: 248-604 (118 amino acids)
Biological process (GO): cellular response to amino acid starvation; apoptotic signaling pathway; negative regulation of autophagy
Molecular function (GO): death domain binding
Source: RefSeq, a predicted model, not a curated record
CAAAUGCAGCACAAAGAAUAUAGGUACAUGGAACCCUACCGCUUAUUUCAAGAAUAUCGGAGAAUCCGUCGUCGAUCGAGGUCUUCCGAAUGAGAAUCCGAAAUUGGUCGAAGUAUUCCGAAACAUGUUUUUAUCGAAGCACGCCACACAAACUGCAACGUAUUACACAGUGAGGUGGCAUUAGUUGAGCAGGAGUUUGUUGUUUACAAGAUAAAAAUUGUUUUGUUUCCGUCUUUUUACUACAGUUAUGUCUUCCGUGGUAGGUACUAAAGAAGACACCGAACUAAAAGGAGGCCAUGCACCCGCAGUCAAAGUGGCGGGGAUGCGAGUGGCGACGAAGACGGCCCACCCGAACGCGGUGGCGGGUGAGAAACCUGCGGAGGUAAUGAAUCCGGAGGAAGAUGGGGAAGUCGAGCUUGGUGAAAGUCCUCCAAAGACAGACAAACAUCAUCAGUCGUUAUUGAUCUCAGGUGUGGUAACCAAGGGAGAUAAAGAUUUUCCGCCGGCAGCUGUGAAGUCUUACCAUGAAAAGCCGGUGCCGGCCCACGACAAGAGAACACCAGCCCCGCAACUCAACAUGCACAUCAACCAGCCACGCAAGUGAACGACCGCCGACGCUCUCGGCGGACAUUGUAACCAUUCUCUUCUAGCUCCAGUGGGUCAACACUCUACCUUUGUAGCUUGGGAAACUGGCUCUCAGAAAAUAAAUGACAUUUUUCUUACAUGCCAUAAAUUAAAAGUGAAAAAAGAGACAGUAUUUUCUUUGUUGCCUAAUAAAUUAAAUUAAGAAAAAUUAAUGUUUACUUUUCAAGCUGGUAUUUAAUAUUUAAAGGUUUAAAAAAAAAAAAGUCUUUAUAGCCUAUUACUUUAAACCCCCCAAAAAUUAUAAAAAUUUUUGUGCAGGCUAUUGAUUAAAAGUAAACAUAAAAAUAUAUUUUCUUUACAGCCUGUUAAAUUAAUUCUCAAAAAAUUAAUGAUAUUAUCUUUACAGCCUGUUAAAUUAACACUCAGAAAAUUAAUGAUAUUAUCUUUGAAACUAGUUAAAUUAAUUCUCAGAAAGUAAUGAUAUGAUCUUUAAAACCAGUUAAAUUAAUUCUCAGAAAUUAAUAUUAUCUUUACAGCAUUUUAAAUUAAUUCUAAAAAAACUAUUAAUGUUUACUUCAGUCUAUUUAAUUAAAACUUUAUAAAAUUUAUGGCUAAAUUGCUAAUUUGUAACACAAAAAUUAAUUUAACGUACUUUGAAGUUUUGUUAGCUGAGAUAAUAAAUAUUAAUUACUCUCAGUCCAUUAAUUAGAGCUAAUUAUUUUUACUUUUUAUCUUAUUCAUUUAUGUAAGCAAAUCAAUAAAUUUGAAGCCUUUUAAAAUUAAAACAAAAUAUGCAUUUACUUCACAUUCUUUUAUAAUACAGUGAAUAAACCAUGGGAUUUAAGAUUCGUGGAUGCUAAAGUUAUAAGGAUGGAUCCAGGGGGUGGGAGGGCUGAGAGCGGGUGAUUUUAGCCAGGAUAAUAAAUGAGGGUGGGGCACUGCAUUAGUGUGGGGCAGUCAUUGCCUGAGUCAUGUUAUGGAGUGACAGAAAAGUAUAAAAGAUGGUGAUGGAAAUACAGUGUGAUUUGGGGGGAAAGGUGCAUAGCCCCUACCCCAGUGAACAAGAAGAUCCUGUCCCCCGCCUAAAUACAAAUGCCCUUUUAAAAUAAAAAUUUCGUCAAUUUUUAUUUUACGAAUGCCAAAAUUUAUUGGGAUAUCUUUUUUAGAAUUUUGUCCAUGUGAUCUUUUCUCCUUGGUGCCAACUCUUAAAUAUUUUCUGGGUCUGCCGCUGAGUUAUUAUUCAUCUUCAGGUUACAAAGGUUCUGUGUUGGUGAUCAAGUUACUAUAAUUGGAAAACGGAUAAAAGGAAAUUUGCAUUUACAUUUUUUAUCCUGAUAUGGAAAAAAGAAAUUUUGGUUGUGGUUUAUUGUUGGAAUAGGGUUCCAAAUUUUGUUUUUAAAGAGAACAAAAUACAUGGAGGAAUGGAUAUUAUUGACAGCUAAGCUUGUUUAUAUUAAAACGAGAAAGGAAAAAACAUAUUUUGUUCUUGGAAUAACAUUUCAGGAAUUUUUUUGUACAUCAUAUAUAUAUAUAAAUAAACAAAAUUGAAAGUGCUUUUCUUAAUUUUACGUUUCUUAUUUUUUGUGUUGAAAAUUUAAAAUAUCUUGUUUUUGUUUCUUUCAGUUUUAUAACAGAAUUGUUAACUUUAAAAUUAUGAAGUGCUUUUUUUAUUGGAACAGGAUUGUUUCUAUUAAACCAGAAAUAUAAAGGAAUGAUUGAUUUGUUAUUGGAACAGGGUUUUAUGUUUUAUUAUAUUAAAUUUUGUUUGAAAGACUUAGUGCUUUUUUGUAUUGGAACAGGCUUCCUAUAUUUUUGGAAAAAAAAACUGAAAUGUUUUUUUUUUGUUUUUCUUAUAAAUAAAUGAUUUUGUAUAUAGUACAUGUAAUAAUGUUUUAGAUUAUCUUAUAUAUUUUGUAGCCAUUCCAGAAAUAAAUGAAUUGGGGAGGAGGUGGGUUGGGAUGAAGGAGGAAAACAAAUAAAGAAAACAUUAAUGUUGGAUGAUGGGAAUUUUGUAGACAAAUGAUUUCAGUUGAGGGCUGUUUUCCAUGUGCAUGGUUUUUGGUCCAGUAAGGAAUACGGAAUGUGAAAAAUAGAAACAUAAAAAGUAAUGAUUCUAUAGUUAUCAGUACAGUAAUAGAAAGAAGCAGAAUUUUUCACUGGUACAUGGACAAGUACAUAUACAAAUCUACUUGUCCAUCAUUUUUUUUCACGUGUCCAAAUAAGUUGUUGGUUUUAUUCAAUUUAUAAUUGACAUUAUAAAUUAUCACUUGUCCACUGGACAGCCACUGAGGUUCAUUUUGCUUGUCCCAGCAGAUUAUCACUUCGUCAGGACAAACAGAUAAGUACUUAUUUCAAACACUGCAACACCAAUGGGGGCGGGAUUUAGCUCAGUCGGUAGAACACUCGUCCGAGAUGCUUAGGUCGAAGGAUCGAAUCAUCUCAGUGGACUCAUUCUGAUUGGGGUUUUUUCUGUCCCAACCAGUGGCCCAUUACUGGGAUUGUUAUCAAAUGUUGUGGUAUGUGCUGACCUGUCUGCAUGAAAAAAGCAUAAAGAUUCCUUUCUAAUGGAAAAAUGUAGCAGGUUUCUUCUAAGAAUACAUAUCAGAAUUGUAUGUUGGAGGGGGGGGGGGAGAGGGGGGUGUUUGAAUCUUAACUCAUUCGGUGGAGUGCUUGCUUGAGAUAUUUUGGUUGUAGGUUCGAAACCCUCAAUGGAAGAAAGGAAAGAAAUGUUUUAUUUAACGGUGCACUCGACACAUUUUAUUUACAGUUACAUGUAUAUGGUGUCGGGGAGGAAAACCCUCAAUGGUUCCAUUAUCUGACUGAUUUGUUUUCCAUGUCCCAAUGAGUGCCCCAUGACUGGUAUAUGAAAGAUUCUGGUAUGUGCUGUCCUAUCUGUGAGGGAGAGUACAUAAUUUAUUUUUAUUUUACUGCUAAUGGAAAAUAUGUAGCGGAUUGUUUUGCUAUAUCAGAAUUAAGACUUGUUUGAUUUCUAAUAGCAGAUGAUUAAUUAAUCAGUAUGCUCUAGUGGGUGCCGUUAAACAAAACAAAGUUUACUUUACAAUAGCAGUGUAUCUGUUCCUAUGCGUGUCAAAAACCGUGCUCAUGAAAAACAGCUCUAAUAUUAGACAGGUUGCCGGCUUGAGUAAAACCAGUGUAUUGCUGGGCCUUUAGAUAUUUUACAUAUUUAACACAUCUAUAGGUGGUGGAUUGAUAUAAAAACUUAAGUGCCUUCAGACACCUCCAGUCACCCCCCUAGUUUAUUCCUGGACUUGCCCUUAGAGGAUAUUGGUAAUUGUGUGUCAUUUCUGUGUGCCACGGUAUAAUAAGAAUCGUAGGCAUACGAGCUUCCAACUUUGGGGGACGGUGAUUUUUGCCCAGUUAAUGAAAUGCCCAAAUCUGGAUAUCAGUGUUUAUUAAUAUUUGUAUUGCUACUUAUAUGGGGUUCCAAAUGAAUCGUCCCUGUCUCAUACGCUUAUGGUACGAAUUACGUGUAUGUGUGGUACUACCUAUACAAUUUGUCGUUUUAUGAUGCUGCAAACCUCUGUUUUUUUCCAUAUAUAUACACAAGAAAAUUAAUGUUAGAUAUUUUGAGCAUUUUAAAACUAUAUGAUACAAAAUACAUUUGUUUUGCAGAUAUAUAGAUAACUUGAAAUAUAUACCACCAUGCAGUGUCAGUUCGAGAGGUUAACUUUUCAAAUAUACCAUGUUGUACAGAACGCAACUGGGCAUAGGUGGCCAGAUUUUAGUCUCAUUAACUAGACAACAUUGUUAACUACAGUAGAAUACGCCCAAAGGUCGAACCUACCGGUAUUCUCGAACGAAGAACAAAGUCCCGAUUUUUCUCUCUAUUAAACCCCUUUAUUUUGGUGCUGAUUGGUCGAAUACCCCUAGGGUCGAACAGAAGGUUUCUCUCUAACCAGUUUAUUGGUCCGAACUGUAAAAUUAAACAUAUUUAGCUCAAACGGCUACGUCUAUCCGAAGAAAUAUAAAAAAUAAUUUACGUAUAAUUUUUUCGUCGACCCUUUCACGCUUAUCGUGUUGUUUAUUUAGCACCUGUCGAUAAUUAUCUUUCAGGUACAGACAAUUGUAAUGCGAUAAUCGUUAGAUGAAUAACCUUGCAAGUAAAAUCCAAUCAACUCGUGAGUCAAUCGGACCAUCUCACCCAGCCAGUUUUAGGGAAACAUGCGAGGUUGUCCGAAUGAUUUUUGUGUUACAGAAGCACCCGACAACGGCCGAAUGCAUGGUUCGAACUACCCGAUUGGUCGAACAGACUUUGAUGCACCGACAGUGUUCGAGCCAAAGAGAUUCUACUGUAUUUCAUAAUUAUUUUUGUUGUCUACUGGCCAUAAAUAUUGCAUGUGUAUGAAGUACUUAUUAAAGACUCCAUUACAAUUAAAACCAUUUCCCAUUUAUGAUAUUGUACAUGCAAGUCUUAUUCACUUGUUUCAUAUUUUAUGACUACUUACCGUAAAUAUAAUAUGUAUUUAAGCUCAAAUAUUGCACUAUAUUAUACCUUAUAAUACAAUUAAAAAGCAUUUUCAAAUUUCUUUCAUAAUGAAGUUUUAUUCACUUGUAUAUUUGUUUAUGUUUUACAUAGUUAUUUUUAUAAAUUUAAUAUUUGUAUCAGCAUUAAAUAUUUGAUUAUACUUCAUUUCAAAUAUACCACUAGUCAAGCACUUAUUAUUUUCUUCAGACAUAUAAAAUCUUGUGUUAUAAUUGUUAUUUGUUACUACCGUAUGUCUUCACCUAUAAGUUUAAUUGUUUUCAUCAAAAUAUUAUUCGCUAAAACUCACUCCAAAAAUUUAUUUUCUUGAGACUUUAGUCAGAAAAAUCCAUCAACAAAAGAACUUGUGCUAGAAACUAUUACGUCUGUUUAACCCAAAUCCUUGGCCGGAUGCACCCUUCGAUUUUAUACAGGAAACUGUCUGAUAUUAUGUAAAUAAAAUAUACUCCUGUAUACUCGUUGAAAAUUAAUCUUUACAUGUGUAUUUGGCGAGAAUGAGUUGGAUAUGCUUGUUAUUUUCUUUUGAAAUAUAUUGUCUCAAAUUAACCUACAGUCAGAUACAAGUUUUAAACUGUUUUAUUUGUAUACCAUUUCUAAAUUUAAUUAAAACACCAUGGGCCAAAUUCGCAAAUAUGUUUAAUCUCUCUAACAGCAGCAUUGCAUCUUCCUGGCAUGUGUUUUUAUAUUUAACUAAGCUCGCUUAAACUUGUUUAAUCUCUCUUAAGCAACAUUGCAUCUUCCUGGCAUGUGUUUUUAUAUUUAACUAAGUUCGCUUAAACUUGUUUAAUCUCUCUUAAGCAACAUUGCAUCUUCCUGGCAUGUGUUUUUAUAUUUAACUGCAAGAUCUCAAACGACUGCGAGAAUUUAGUGAAAUAGACUCCAUCUCCUUUGAUUUAUAUACAUAUAAUCGGGCAUUAUUUAUAAUCCCUGAUCAUACACAUUCUCUGUAACGUAUACAUUUUCUAAAUUUUUAUAACUUUAAUGGAAUUAUUUCCUUGUUUCAUGCAUUAUAUGCAAUACAUUAAUUCUAAGACUAAGCGACAUUCUGUUUGUAAAUAUAUAUUGUACAGCAAAAGAAACUUGUUAAUUUUAAAAUAGAUGUAAAUAAUUACAUUUAUCAAAAGUCUUAAAAAGUAUUAUUAAUUAAAAUAAAAAAUAAACCCCAUUAUUGUGAAUGGUUGUUGCUUUACAGUCACUAAAACGCACCAUUUUAAUAAGUUUUGUUGAAUUGAUAGUUGAUAUAAUACUUUAAAAUUAUUACUCAAGAGGCCACAAUUGAACACAACAAUUCCAUUAUGAUUUUGGAAUCUCGUGUUUCUUGUGCUGUUCAGUAUUUAAUAAUUCUAACUCCUACAAAUGGCUGUUUCUGUUAUAAACACAGCAUUUCAGAAUGUUUACUUAAUGUGUUGGACAUAACGUAUAAUAUUAUUCUGGAACUACAUACAUAUAUGACGAAGAUUCCAUUUAAUAAACAAACAAAAUAGCUUUGUUUUGGAUGACAAUUUUGGACUGUUUUAAAGGUUUAAUUUUGUUUUUAAUGUAAUAUGACAAAAGUAAAUUUCUAUUUCCAUCCCCUUGUUCUAGAAUUUCUACGAAUUCAUUAUUAAAAUUUUCUGCAUCAAUUAAUUCCAGAUUUUUUUUUCUUUGUUAUGCAUGUAUCUUCUAUUUUUGGAUAACUUGCCUUUUUGUUUUGUACAUUUUAUGGAUAAAUCUUGGUAACAAAUGUCUUGUUUUUAUUGUUACACAUGCCAAAUUUGUUCUGUUUAAUUUUACUAAUGUUUGAAAACUUAUUUUUUUUUCUCUUAUGCUUACAUUUUAUUGUAAAUUGUUUUUCACUUGCUAUACUUACUUAACAAAUAUAUUUUUAAGAUUACACUUAAACACUGGGCUUAUCUAUUAAGCAGUUAUAAAUUAAAUGCUACAUUUUUAUCCAAAUUUGUUUCAAAAUGUAGGCAGGCCUGAAAUUUAAUUUUUUUAUUUUCAGGACAUUGGGCAUACCAUGCAUCUAGCAUCAUAUAUGAUUAAUGGGAAAAACCCCCCGUUUUUUUGCUAAUAAAAGAAUUGGAGGCAGGCUUUUAUCCUUGGGGCGGUUGUGUCUGAAAAAUCUAGCUUUAAUUUAUAAUGGCUUUAAGAUACAGUCAAAGUGGGUUUUUUCUCUUAGUUAAGCACAUGUUAAUUAAACUACUUUGUCUAACACGUGGUGCAAAUUUGUUUUUGUUUUUUCCCUGUAUUCUAAAUGAAUAUUGUACUGAAUGUGUGAGUAAUGUAAAUAAAAAUUUACACAUG